GAAGGAUUAAAGCGGCACUAAUAGAGUUUGCGUACAACGUUGACAACAUUGAAACGGGUAGAGAGAAAGGGAGUUAUCAGAAAUACACGGAGGUGCACGCGAUACCUAAACGGACAACCGCGUGCCUGUGUUUGUCAGUGUCAGCAUCCCUCUCCACCUCGUCGGCUUCACAUUUUUAUUCGUCAUGUCGCAGUCUGGGUCUCAGUCACCAGAGGAUGGCUUGAAUGGCUCGUGGGUGGAGCUGGAGGGCCUGGUGGCAGCAGCACAGAGGGAGAGUCUGACAGGACAAGAGGACAGUACCUCCUCGUUCCUGCAGGGGGAGCUGGAGAGGAUUCUGCUGGAGGCACAGCUGGAGAGUGAGAGGAGUAGUCACACUGACAGUCCUCCUCAGGUGGUGACCCCGCGAACCUCCGGCUCCCCCCGCCCGGCCAGCGAGGGAGGCGGCAGCAGCAGUACGGACUGCGUCACCAUACAGUCUGACGACAGCGACAGAAGGAGGAGCGCUGAGUGGGUGUGGGACUGGUCCAGUCGACCCGAGAACCUCCCACCCAAGGAGUUUGUGUUCCAGCACCCCAAGCAGUCGGGCACGCUGAGUGUGAGGAAGAGCGAUGUGAUGAAGAGCGGCAUCUUCUCCUCUGACAUGCUCCUGCUGCUCCUGCCCUCCCUGCUGGCCUCGCACGCUCUCACACUGGGACUUGGGAUCUACAUCGGGAAGCGCUUGGCCUCCUCUUCCACCAGCACGUUGUGAACCCUCCCCUGCGCCCAAACUCACUGCCUAUAGCAUCGUAGCCCAACAUCCACAUCCACGUCAUGUUGCCCCUCUUCUAAACGUUCCAGUAAUUGGGGCAACCCCAAGAGUUCAAGCCUUGCUCUCCCCGCCACUGUCUGUCUUUGCUCGUUGUCGGUGACCCGACCUCAAGCCUGUCAUGUCCGUCACUCAGAGUAGGAAACCCCCUUGUGUAAAUCGCACUGAAUGUAUAAGAUGUACAUGUCCAUGUGUUGUGAUUCAGUAAUGUGUCCCUUCACCCCAAUCUAGAUGAGUUGAUCCUGUAGGGUGACAUGGGGGUGCCUCUGCAUGCUUAGAGCAAAUCAAAGCCAACCAACCACUACAUAAGAGGAAGAGGUGUAGGAGAAAGAGAUGGGGAGAGAGAUUGAUAGAUAGACAGAGAGAAAGAGAGAGAGAGAGAGAGAGAGCAAAACAAAGACAGACAGUGAUAGUGGCAAUUCCUUAGACCCUUUUCCUCCCUAACCUCAAUCUAAAUAUAUAUACGUGUCAGCUUGGGACAGAUGUGGGCCUUUGCCUUUCCUACGGGCGUACACAAAUCCAGAGCCUCCACAAUCACUCUCCAAGACAGGGAGGGAAGAGUGGAGGAAGAGGAGGAGGAGGAGGAAAGUGGGUGGCUGAGUGAAGUGGCAAUUGUGGUGGGAUUGUGGGAUUGCAGCAAGAUUGACAAUAACAGGCAGAGUGAGAGGAAAUAACUGAAGCCUCAUCAUGAUGGGUGGAACAUGAUGGGCUUGUGUCUGUGUCUGAGUGUGUAUGUGUGGUUGUGUAUGUUAGUGUGUGUGUGUGUGAGUUAGUGUGAGAGAGUGGCUGCAGAGGUGUUCUCACCAAUGUCGAUAGUGACCACAUUAAAUCCAUCACUCCUCACA
Molecule: messenger RNA, 1650 nt
Organism: Alosa alosa (allis shad)
Lineage: Eukaryota; Metazoa; Chordata; Actinopteri; Clupeiformes; Clupeidae
Exons: 6
Coding region: 185-748 (187 amino acids)
Biological process (GO): positive regulation of apoptotic process; mitochondrial outer membrane permeabilization
Cellular component (GO): nucleus; mitochondrial envelope; mitochondrial outer membrane
Source: RefSeq, a predicted model, not a curated record